This is a messenger RNA of Botrytis deweyae, 1640 nucleotides long. RefSeq lists its product as uncharacterized. NCBI's taxonomy places the organism in Eukaryota, Fungi, Ascomycota, Leotiomycetes, Helotiales, Sclerotiniaceae. The transcript is spliced from 4 exons. The coding region runs from base 1006 to 1257 and encodes 83 amino acids. The record is from RefSeq and is a predicted model, not a curated record.
AAAUAGUGGAUGUGAGGGUCUAGUAACCGACACGUGGCGCACUUAGUCUUUUAACACUACCAAACAUUGUUUAUAUUUCAAUAUACUUCGGUCCAGCACCAACAAAUUCAGUUACCAAAAGCUGAAUCACGAUCCAGAAGCAGAGGUGAAAUUUAACCUUUGGGGGUCUCACAUCAAUGGUGACUGAUGACAUUUCCAGUGGAGAAACGGAGAGAUAGAAAGCUUUAGUAGCCCCUUAUAAUAAAGGGUGCAACCUGAAUGUGAAGCCUGCAGGAUGGGAGUUUUCAAUAGGCAGGACAUAUGCCAGAAUGAACUCAUAUGACAAGUGAUUGAAAACUGCAUCUCUUUUUUGAAAGGUUCUCACUUUCUCCGAAACUUCUAUUCUGAAACAGAAUUUCAUAAUUUCAGCCGAAACAAUAGACCUCCACACGAAGCCACGCAAGAACUGAUCAAAAGACGCACCCCGUUGUUAAGGCGACAUCGCGUUGAAUCGUCGGUCAACUGGUAUCAGCUUCUCUCGCUUCUCGCUAGCCACUCCUACCCCAUAAACCCCGUUCCACAUUCCUCGAUGAUAAAGGUAUCCGAUAUUGAACUUUGGAUCAUGGGAUAUGAGUUACAAAUUGUAGUAGUUGAGAACUGGUCUAAGAUUCUCAUUUUACACAACGGAAAGAUGAACAUAUAAAUGAGGGUGCGCGAUUUUAUUUCCUUCUUGUUUCGUCGAUCUUCAAUCUCAUCCCUAAAUUCGUUCCUCGUUGCGACACUUUUAUUUAACACUCACUCUCCACAACAAAAUCAUAGGAGGGUAGGUGUCCAAAUGCCAUUCCAUCAGAUUUUACACGUCGAAGAGCUACAGAUUUCUUCGUGCGCGUCAUCUUGAAGCACAUCCGCCGGGGUAUUACGCUCUCUUUCCUCGACCUCUAAAUUCAAAUACCUGGCUUUGAAUUCCAUCUUCCGUUCUUGUAUUCGCUCUCUUUGGCCUUUUGUUUUUCACACUAUCCCCUUAGAAUGUGCAUCCGCCACAUCCAGCCCUUCCCUUCGCCUCAUUGUCAAUCCCAAUUCGUCCCCUUGCAACUCAUACACCCACCAAGACACGUCUUUCUGAAGGAAAUAGAUUUUUGUUCAGGAUACGAUAUGUCGAACUAUUUAACAUGCCCAAGAGGAUUAGAGGAAGUUGUUUGGGAGAUCUGGCCAAUGAAGCAGGCUUGUUGCGAUUGUGAAAUGGAAUUGGGAGAAGGCAUGGGGAGAUUGAGUUUGUGAUGAUGGCAUUGGGAGAGUGGUGAUGUGAAACGGGAGGAAGACCGAGUCUGACUCUAUCAAGCUUGUGCGUCACCGAUUCAACCGAGCCAUCUCCUUACCCCCUUUCCUCGUUCUCUCUUCAUAUACUCGAGUAAUAGUGCGCGGAGUUUGGACUAAGAUUGUUUGUAAUGCGGCAUGCUUUAACAGGGGUUAUGGGUUUUAUUAUUCUUAAGUUUUUCUACUACUAAAUCAACUCUGCUGGAACGGAAUUGGUUAUCUCGGUCUUUACAUCGUAUGUUUUUUACGGCUUGGAUGAAUGGAUAUGGAAUUUGGACAGGGAAUGAGUUGGUAAUACCGGUGCAAUACGAACGGAUCGUUAGGAAUUAAUGGCAGGUAGGCAUGGA